GGCGUUGGGACCCUGUGACGUAGCGUUUACAGACCGCUCGCGCUGUUUACAGUUUGAGAAUUUUGUUGCAUGAAUUAUCAAACAUCAAGCACUAAAUGGCCAUAGAAGUAAUUUCGGCAAUUAUGAGGAAAGAACUUAUGUGACAGGUGAGUCGCACAUCUCUAUUCAUUCAUGCAUGCAUAAAGUCAGUUGGCUAUUUAUGUUUGCAGUUGUUCAAUCAUUUGCUUUCUUCGUAGUCAACAAUAUUCAUAUUAACUCGUUCCUUUGUAAUUACAUGAAAUAAUAUUUUCAAUGUCUGAUUGAACACUGAUCUGCAAACAGUUAGGCUAACAAAUCCAUGCAGCUUGUUUUACAUUCAGCAAUGAUCGGCUCGUAGGCUACACUUGAUUGUAGAAGGAUUUUACAUUUGAAGUUUACAAAAAUGAGGCUACUUUGUUUUCCCUAAUCCCAUGUCACCUACAGCCACACAAUUCAUUUCGCUACUUCAGCAGUCUUUUGAAUGUUCACUAUUGCCCUCUAUAAUUGUUUUGUUGUUUAUCCUGUUAAGUCUAGUUAUCCUGUUUCAAAGUAGCCAAUACAGUAUAUCAAAUGGUUGUUCUAUUUCAGUGAAUGUUUGCAACGGAUGCAGUUUUCACUGCGACUUUGUCAGAUAUCCAAUUAUUUGAAACAAUGUUAAUCUUAUUUCUUGUUUAGCAAAUAUCUGUAAUAUUUUCGGCAGCUGAAACAUUGUAGCCGACUCACUGUUUGUAACAUUGUAGGCUAUAACAAUGUGACAAUAGUGCAACAAACUUUUACUUUUUAGGUAGCCUUUAAAUAUGAAAUACCCUAACUUUGGACGUUGAAUAAGGCUAGUACAGAGACUAUAUAUAAUCUGCAUUUCAAUAACAAACUUCGAGGCCUGAGCCAUCUGAAGCCUGGAGACUCCCUUGAAUCACGGAGCCCGUGUAGUGAUGUUGUCAGGGCGAGGGAGGAAACAACAACUCGACAAUAUACUACGAUAACAUCCACUAAUUUGUGUUUUUGGAUCUAACGUUACCACAUGUUAGGCAAUGGUGCACGGACAUGUGCUCAGUCAGGCGUUAUUGAAGUGCAGACCUCAUAUUUUACAUAAAACCGAGUCAAAAAACGUAGCUGCUCUCAAGCGGAUAUGAACAUUUAUUUUUAACCUCCCAAAUUAUGUCUGUUCUAUCUGCCUCUGUCCUGACAACAAUGAACCGGCUUUGUAAAAUGUUUUGUCUCCGCGUUCCAUCAUUGAGGUAAUGUGAACCCUUCAUAGGUCUACGAUUAUUAGCUUAGGCCCUAAUGAUAAGUAAAUGUGUGCUUAUGUAGGCCUAUUUAUCAAUGAUAAAUAUAUCAUUAAUUUAUAUAAUUUAUUCUGACAAUGAAAUUAAAGUUUAAUAUAGUACAAAUGUUAUUUAAAUCAUGUUAUUUUGGGUUAGAGAAAGGGAAAGCUAGGCGAUAUCGCUAUGGAAAAUCGCAAUAAUAGUUGUGAUGACAUUGCCUGGGGUUGUGGUGGUCAAUGUCACACAUUUGCCUUCCACCGAGAAAUCACAUGAUUGCCCCAUCAAGUCGAUACGAGUCGGUUCCUCUUUCCGCAUGAGUGCUGCUGGCUGCUGCAUAGACCAAUUUAAUAAACUGCUCAUGUGACUCUCAUAAAUCAAUCUACACACUACAAAUGGGUCGGAGGCAUGACAAUAGUGGCCUAUUCAGAUGAGAUUAAUAGUUAUUUCUAAGGGUGGCAAAGUAGACUAGAGUUGGCUGUAUAGCUCCACUUCUGUCCCUGAAAACUUAAUCUCUUUUACCUGUCUCAUCACUAUUCAAUAGAUCUAAAGUAUGGUUCAGUGGUUGAUUAACUCGACUUUCAUCAGUGAAUGGAUAUUGAUGUUCAAGUUUGUCAAUGUGUGUGUUGUGUUUCUCUCUCUCUCUCUUUCCAUCUCCUCUCUCAACUCUAAUCAGUAGCUUUAGCACUUGACACAUGAUGGCAAGAUUGCACAUUGGCAUGUGUGGUACUGUAUCAUGUUUGUCUGUUUGUGUGUUAGUCACUUUCAACUAUGUACUCUCUUUUACAGUUCUAUUCAGUAGGCCUGGGCUUAAUAAACUGGCACCAAAAAUUGAUAUGUAUGUGUAUAUUUAUGUGUGUGUGUGUGUAAAGGGUAUAUGUGUAUUAAUCACAGCCUCUAUCUCUCUCUCCUCAUAGUGUAAAUGGAGUCAUCGCGAGGCUCUGGGGGCCUCUCUCGCGAAUACAAGCUGGUGAUGCUGGGAGAGGGGGGAGUGGGGAAGAGCGGUGAGGAUCACACACACUCAUAAUUACACUUAACUGUACUCCUCCUCACGCUUACUUAGUGCAGGUCUUUGUUCCUUUCUUACUCCUCUCUAUUUUACAUAUUAUGUCUGACUUCGACUAAACUUCAACUCGGUCUUGAUUUACAUCAUUACUUAUUUUCUGCGAGUGGGAUGUGUGUGUGUGUUUGUGUGUGAGAGAGAGGUAGAGACACACACCCUCCAAGUGCAGUCAGACAGUCAGAGUUCUCGUAAGCAUGGGCGUCGGCCGCCUUCUACGGCAGUCUGGGGUGCAGUUUGGGUGCCUGUUGUCAGGAAGACGCAUCAGUGCCUAGCAACCACCUUCCCCUUCUUGGCUACUGUUGCUGUGGAGACUGGCAGAGUUCACCUGGUAUAGGUACACAGCAAAGUAAUAAAAACAUCGGGGAGAGGGAGGAUAUGGAGGGAGAGAUGGGUCGUAAAAACAAGCGGCAUUCUGAUUUCAUCUGUGCCUGUUGUCGUCAUGGAAACUAGAGUGGGUGUACACUGACGCUGCAAAGGCGGAGAUAUGUGUGUGUGUCUGUGUGAGCUGCAGGGUGCGUUUAUCUAUGUAUGUGAACCACUGGCCGCCUGGAGGGAGAAAAACAAUAAGACGAAAGAGAGAGAGAUGGAGAGAGGGAGGGGAAGUGUGUGAUACAACCUGGGUUAUGUAAUAAAGUCUCCCGCAUUGACUUCAUAAUCCGUCUCUCGCCCUCUUUCUCUCUCUCUUUCUUCCACUCUGUUUUCUGAUUUACUGUAGUUUGUUUCUGAUUUAUUCUCUUUGGUUUAUUGAUGCAGUGCCUAUGCAGCUUUUUGACAAUGUAAUUUGCCCCCAAAAAACGUGUUAAAACUUCUCUCUCUCUCUGUCUCUCCUCAGCUAUAAUCAUGCAGUUUAUCAGCCACAGGUUCCCUGAAGACCAUGACCCCACCAUAGGUGAGAGAGUGCUUGGUGUCUGAUCAAAAUACGGCGACUCGUAUUUGGUCAAAUUUGGCCUCCUUUAACCACACCAAAAGCUACUACAUCAAAUGAGUGAUCAAUGUUGUAUUUUUAAUCAGUUUAUUAGGUAGUGCUCCUACAGACAGUGAGUCACGUGGCUUGCUAUAUAAAGCAGGCAGACAGGCAUCGAGGCAUUCAGUUACGGUUCGAUUGAACGUUAGAAUGGGCAAAACUAGUGACCUAAGCGAUUUUGAGCGUGGUAUGAUCGUCGGGGCCAGGCACGCCAGAUCCAGUGUCUCAGAAAUGUCCGCCCUCCCCCCCACGCAGGGUUUCCCGAGAAUGGCGCAGUGGUCUAAGGCACUGCAUCGCAGUGCUAACUGUGCCACUAGCUGUGCCACUAGAGAUCCUGGUUCGAAUCCAGGCUCUGUCGUAGCCGGCCACAACCGGGAGACCCAUGGGGCGGCGCACAAUUGGCCCAGCGUCGUCCAGGGUAGGGGAGGGAAAGGCAGGCAGGGAUGUAGCUCAAUUGGUAGAGCAUGGCGUUUGCAAAGCCAGGGUUGUGGGUUCGAUUCCCGCGGGGGGCCAGUAUGAAAAAAAAAUGGUGCGACAAACAAAAAAAUCCUGUCAGUGGCAGUCCUGUGGGUGAAAACAGCUAGUUGUUGAGAGAGAUUGAAGGAGAAUGGCAAGGAUCGUGCGAGGACGUGUCGAUUCAUGCCACAGAUGGGCUAUUGCAGCAGACGACCACAUCGGGUUCCACUCCUAUCAGCUAAAAACAAGAAGAAGCGGCUUCAGUGGGCACACAAUCACCAACACUGGACAGUUGAGUAGAGGAAAAACAUCGCCUGGUCCGACAAAUCCCGGUUCCUGUUGCGUCAUGCUGAUGGUAGAGUCAGGAUUUGGUGUAAGCAGCAUGAGUCCAUGGACCCAUCCUAACUGGUGUCAAUGGUACAGGCUGGUGGCGGUGGUGUACCGCCGUCCAAUCUGCAGCAACUGCGUGAUGACAUCGCGUCAGCAUAGACCAACAUCCCUGUGGAACGUGUCCGACUUGUAGAAUCCAUGCCCCGAAUAAUUCAGGCUGUUCUGAAGGCAAAGGGGGGUCCAACCCGGUACUAGAUGGGUGUACCUAAUAAACUGGCUGGUGAGUGGCUAGAUAGAUAGAUAGUGUAUACAGGUAACUGCCAAAAUAAUGGAAACACUUGAGUAAAUGAGGGAUGCAAAGUAUAUUGAAAGCAGGUUCUUCCACACAGGUGUGGUUCCUGAGUUAAUGAAGCAAUUAACAUCCCAUCAUGCUUAGGGUCAUGUAUAAAAAUACUGGGCAGACCAUUAUUUUGGCUACCAUGGCUAUGCCCCCAUAGGAUGACAAUGCCUCCAUCCACAGGGCACGAGUGGUCAUUGAAUGGUUUGAUGAACAUGAAAACGAUGUAAACCAUAUGCCAUGGCCGUCUCAGUCACCAGAUCUCAACCCAAUUGAACACUUAUGGGAUAUUCUGGAGUGGUGCUUGAGACAGUGUUUUUCCACCACCAUCAACAAAACGUACUGAAGGAGGGAACGAGGUAUAACAUACUAUGGGGAGUCAACAACCAAUCAUAUUCACCUGAAAAACUGAAAUCACACACAACGGGCCAAUGGAUGCCGAGCCCGCCCUCAGAAGCACCGCCUUCCUGACUAUAAUACCGGGGCUCGCAUCCAUUUCCUCAAUUCAGUAACACUUUUCAGCGAGCCAAAAUAUGUUAUACCUCGUUCCAUCCUUCAGGGAACAGUAGUUAUAUUCAUAACUGUAUGUUCCAUUCAGUCGGCCACUCUGUAUAACAUACUAUAGGGACAUACAAUCACGCCCCAAACCGACUCACAGGGUACCAAACAAUGAGGCCCACGGCAAAAAGGGGUUACAGAAGUCACCCUUUUCCCUAAUACUUACCUGAGAAGCCUGAACUGUCAGAGUCCCAUAUAGGGAACCAGAACCUGCUGCAACUUGGCUAUGCACACUGACACGCUGCCACUAUGCGCAAGUCCAUAGAUCCCACGGUUCCAAGAACAAUACUUACCUGCGAGCCUGAAAUGUCAGAACUCAUAUAAGGAACCGCAAGUCCAAAACAACAGAACACCUGUCGUGACUUGAUAAAGCGCACACAGGCGCUCCAUAGCAUUGACCAUUGUUGAUGAACCACCGCCUAUGACAUGUAACUACACAAUAAUCCUGUAUAGCCAUUAAAAUACCACUCAAUGUCUCUCCCAGAGGAUGCAUACAAGACACAGAUCCGCAUCGAUGAUGAACCAGCCAACCUGGACAUCCUGGACACAGCAGGACAGGUAACUUCCUCACAAAUGGCUUCCAUUGAAACGUCACGUCUCCACCUUCUUUGGCUGCAUCUCAUUCUCAAUAGUCUAAAAUGGCUUCCUCGCCUCCUCUCCUUAAUCUACUGAUCUGUAAACAUAGGAUAGGUGAAAGCAAUAUGAAAAAACACCUUGGAAGGACUGGGAAUUUGCUUUCAUCUGUCCAGUUCUUUCACAUUAGUUCAGAUAGAGCAAUCGAGAAGAGGAGGGGAAACCCUCUCCCUCUAUCCCAAUGCUCACUUUCCUUUAAAUCAAUCCUUUCUGACUGUCUGUCCCUGUCUCUCAAUUACAUUCAAUUCAAUCAUUCUUAUUAGCAUGAUAACUUAUCAUUGAUAAGUAAUUAUCUUACAUUGCCAAAGCAAACCCAGAAUAACAUAUUUCAUUCUUUCAUAUCUCCCCUUCAUCGUCAUAACAUCCAAGUCCUUAUUCUUCUCAACUUCCUUUUAAGUAACGCUCACUCCAUCUACUCCCUUUCUUUUUCCACAAACGUACAUCAUCUCUCACCCGCUCCCCGCAAGGUGUCUUUGCCUCUCUGACUCAUCCAUAGACACAUGCAUGGCUCACUUAGGAUAUUAGUCAUUUUCUAUAAAUGGUCAUGUACAUGUUCUAAAAUAUAUGCCCAUGACUGGGUUUGUUCGUACCGUACCAAAGUCAGGGAAGUGUCCACACACAGGGCAUUGUGUUUAGAGAGCUAUUGCUCGGAGUGACCUAGACAGUCCACUGUGUCAAGUGACCCUUAACUUCUUAGUAAUCUAAAUUCAAAUCUUUUUCAGUGGGUCUCCAUGUUCUUCCUCUAGUAGCUUGUAGGACAGACAGAACGAUGUAUUGGUGAUUGAUUCUCUGGAUGCUCUCAGGCAUACAGACACACACACACACACACACUUUCGCUCACACUCAUACCAGUACAUGGAUGUGUGUGUGUGUGGCAUCUGGAUAUGUAAUGUUAUCUAAAUAUUUUGCUGUUAUCCUUUCUGUAUCAGUCCUUAAUCACUCACUCUCCUUUUUCCUCUCUCCCUCUCCCUCUCACUCUCUCUCUCUCUCUCACUCUCACACACGCCCCUCUCCAGGCGGAGUUCACAGCCAUGCGGGACCAGUACAUGCGGGCAGGCGAGGGCUUCAUCAUCUCCUACUCCAUCACAGAUAGGCGGAGCUUACAGGAGGCGCGCCAGUUCAAGCAGCUCAUUGACCGUGUGCGCCGCACCGCCAACACACCAGUGGUACUGGUGGGCAACAAGUCUGACCUGACCCAUCUCCGACAGGUGAGAAUUGUGGGAAAGAAGGAAGGAGGGAGGGGGAGAGGGACGCACAUUGGUAGUCUUGGCACUAAAGUAGGUUUUGCCCACUAUCUUGCGGCAUUAAAAUCUUACUGCUAUUCAAAAGGCCAAACGUCACACAUUUACUGGGAGAUUUACAGAUUGCCUGUCUGACUGGUAUGGUAUAUGUAUAGAUUCCCCGGUAAAUCUAUAGAUUUACUAAGGAGCCAGGGAAUCUGUAGAUUUACCAAGGAGACAGGGGAUCUGUAGAUUUACAAGGAUACAGGAUUUUUCAACAUGGCAUUUCCCUCCACUCCACUAGGUGUCAGUAGAGGAGGGAAAGGAGCUGGCCAGGGAGUUCCAGUGCCCCUUCUUCGAGACCUCCGCGGCAUUUCGCUACUACAUCGACGAGGUGUUCGCCGCCCUGGUCCGCCAGAUUCGCCAGCGCGAGGCCGAGUCGGUCCGCGGCAGUGAGCGGAAGACCAGGAGAAGCCACUCAUUUUGGAGCCGCAUGCGCUGCACCUUCCACAAGAAACAGCACUCUGAGCACUGAGAGAGGGGCACUGUGGGAUACGACAGUCCUCCAGUGGUACCCUUACAGCCCCAAUUCCUCGUUCCAACUCCCACGAGGAGAUCAAUGACUCUUAUCUGAGUUAGAUUAUGAGUGUUUGGAAUGGGCAACUGAACUAACAAUCGUUACUGAAGAGAAUAGCCUCUUGUGCGCAUUAGAGAAGGCAGGAACCGUGCUGAUGUACCGUAUGCUCAUUGUGCAGAAAAUUGGGUCUGGCUUUUAACAACAGUCGACGUUAGCAUUUUAGUAUCCAAUGAAACCAAUUGACUGUAGUGUUGUUGAAUAUUUUUUUUAAUGCUGAGACAGCGUGGAGUUUGCCUGAAGUUACGACAUUUCUCUUUGAUGGAGAGCCAGAGAUGAGACGUUUAGGUGUAACUAUGUACCUCACAGGGAGGGAGGGAAGGGGUUGGAGGCCUGAAGAGAUGGAGGCUUGAAGAGAGAUAGAGAUUAUGGGGAAUUGGGGAGGGAACGGGAAGGUCGAGCAAAGGCUGUGGGGCCCAAAGGAGCAGAAUAUUGAGAAGGUCAUACAGUAGGUAAAGUGGCACAGGUAUUGAGGAGUGAACUUAAAGUUUGAUUUAAAGGUGGUUGGUUGGUAAAUGCGAAGGGGUAUGAGACGUGAGUUUGAAGAUUAGAGGGAGAGUCCCAAAGGAUGUGGAAUAUCUUGCCAGCCAAGGAAAAGGAAAGAGAAGGAUGGAAAUAAUGAAAAUAUUGUAAUAUGGAAGAUGAUGAAAACAAGACGUUCUGAUAGCAUUCACUGUGCAUUGAGGUCCCUCUCCAUUUCAAUUGAAAAGCCUUCAUGGGUUAUUGCUUAGUGUUUGUAAACUGACCAGCCUGUACUCAGGGUUGGUGCCAUGUUGCAGUGGGAAUACUUUGACAGUUGUGAACUGAGUUGCAGAGGAUAUUUAAUACACAGGUGGUGUUGAUGUUGACAAGACAUUACUGUGCAGCAUUGCCUAAUAUGGUCCACUGAUCUAUACUCGACCUGAAUGGGCUGAUAAUUGGCAUGGGAACGAUGUUGAUUCCAUCCAAAUUACAUAAAUCACUGGAUUUUUUCUUUUUAGAAUGGAAUUUGAUGGGCGUAGAUGGCAUUUUAAUUUUGCUCUGCCUACAACAGGGUUGUCGUCAUAUAAUGUUUCUAGUGUUUCAGUAAAUAGAGACAAUGCCAAGUACAGUACCUCUCCAGAGUGAUUCACACUCCCUUAUUACCCACUGACCUGUAGCACAACGGUUGUGCACUUAUUAUUUCAGCACUCCGUGGAUCUGGUAGUGCCACAUAUGGGAGUAUAUUAUGUGUUUUUUGUUUGUUUUAUUCCUCUUGAUCAUGAUUAUUAUUUUCCUUAAUUUAUUUUCUAUUAACACACUCAAAUAAAAUGUACUGCC
Coregonus sp. 'balchen' is the source of this 8774-nucleotide messenger RNA. NCBI's taxonomy places the organism in Eukaryota, Metazoa, Chordata, Actinopteri, Salmoniformes, Salmonidae. The record is from the annotation of a GenBank genome assembly.